CGCGAGCUGCGUUUCCGCUUCUGAACCGUGGCACUGAGGCCAUGGGUAGCCAAGAGGUGCUGGGCCAGGCAGCCCGGCUGGCCUCCUCAGGUCUCCUGCUGCAGGUAUUGUUUCGAUUAAUCACCUUUGUCUUGAAUGCAUUUAUCCUUCGCUUCCUGUCAAAGGAGAUCGUGGGCAUAGUGAAUGUCAGACUAACCCUGCUUUACUCAACAACCGUCUUCCUGGCCAGGGAGGCCUUCCGGAGAGCCUGUCUGAGUGGGGGUGCCCAGCGGGACUGGAGUCAGACCCUCAACCUCUUGUGGCUAACUGUCCCUCUGGGUGUAUUUUGGUCCUUACUCUUGGGCUGGGUCUGGUUGCAGUUGCUUGAAGUGCCUGAUCCAAAUGUGGUCCCCUACUAUGGAGCUGGAGUGGUGUUCUUUGGUCUCUCAGCAGUGGUGGAACUUCUGGGAGAGCCUUUCUGGGUCUUGGCACAAGCACAUAUGUUUGUUAAGCUCAAGGUGCUUGCUGAGAGCAUGUCAGUUAUCCUCCGGAGUAUCCUGACAGCUUUUCUGGUGCUGUGGUUGCCUCACUGGGGUCUAUACAUUUUCUCUCUGGCUCAGCUUUUCUAUACCGCUGUUCUGAUGCUCUGCUAUGUGAUUUAUUUAAUAAAAUUACUGCGUUCCCCAGAAUCAACCAAGCAACUGACUCUUCCUGUCUCCAAAAUAACACAACUAUUACCCAGUAUUACAAGAAGCAGAGCGUUUGUCAAUUGGAAAGAGGCUAAAUUGACUUGGAGUUUUUUCAAACAGUCUUUCUUGAAGCAGAUUUUGACAGAAGGCGAGCGAUAUGUGAUGACAUUUUUGAAUGUAUUAAACUUUGGCGAUCAGGGUGUGUAUGAUAUAGUGAAUAAUCUGGGGUCUCUUGUGGCUAGGCUGAUUUUCCAGCCAAUAGAGGAGAGUUUUUAUAUCUUCUUUGCUAAGGUGCUAGAGAGGGAAAAGGAUGCCAUACACCAGAAGCAGGAGGAUGUUGCUGUGGCUGCUGCGGUUUUGGAGUCCCUCCUCAAGCUGGCCUUGCUAACUGGCCUGACCAUUACUGUUUUUGGCUUUGCCUAUUCUCAACUAGCUCUGGACAUCUAUGGAGGAGCCAUGCUUAGUUCAGGAUCAGGUCCUGUGUUGAUGCGUUCCUAUUGCCUCUAUGUCCUCCUGCUUGCAAUCAAUGGUGUGACCGAGUGUUUCACAUUUGCUGCCAUGAGCAAGGAGGAGGUUGACAGGUACAACUUCACCAUGCUGGCACUGUCCUCCUCGUUUUUGGUCUUAUCCUACCUCCUGACCAGCUGGUGUGGCAGUGUGGGCUUCAUCUUGGCCAACUGCUUUAACAUGGGCAUUCGGAUCGCACAGAGCCUGUACUUCAUCCAUCACUACUUCCAGAGGAGCCCCCACAGGCCCCUGGCUGGCCUGCACCUGUCACCAGCUCUCCUCGGGGUGUUCGCCCUCAGUGGUGGGAUUACUAGUGUUUCAGAGGCAUUCCUCUGCUGUGAGCAGGGCUGGCCUGCUAGGUUGGCACACAUUGCUGUGGGGACCAUCUGCUUAGGAGUGACCCUUGGGACAGCAUUCUUCACAGAGACCAAGCUGAUCCACUUUCUCAGGACUCAGUUGAGUAGAUCCAGACUCAGUGACAAAAUGAUAUGACUUUGAUGAUGCUUUGACACUUGAACCCUGUCACCGAAUGCCCACUUAAUCCCAAACUUAAAAUGUGGUCCUUGGACCACCUUCCUCGGAGUCUUCUGGAUUGCAGGAUCUUCAGGAAUGGAGGUUCCUGGGCUCUACUCUACACCUUCAGAAUCUGUUUGGGGGAAGAGCUCAGGGAUGAGCUUUUCAGCAAGCCCACAUGACUAUGAUGCUGCCAAGCUCAGUCCAGCCUCCUUCAUUGCAGGCCAGGACUGGUCAUGUCCACACCCACAGUAUCUGUUUUCUGCAGCCUGUGACUUCCGUGUCUAUGGGAGCAGGACCACAAGAUCCUUACACCCAGGUAGAGAGAGGCUUUGCAGAUGGCUACAGGCUCCUUCUCUCAGUUUGCCUCUCCCCAUACUGUCCACCAAAUGCUCCUGUGACAGCCCAUUCUGUUAAAAGACGGCCAGCUGGACAGCAGCUCAGGGCUCCUUCCCAUGCCCCACCUUCUUGUUUCUAGAAGUCACCAUGCACUUUCUCAUUGCCAAUACCUGCCUUCUCCGCUGCCAGCAUUUUGGACCAGGCCCUCCACAGUUUGCAACCUCUUGGUCAGCUCUCUGAAGCCCAGUGCAAACAGCCAUAGCCUCCAACACUUACACUGGAUUGCAUCCACAGUGGGCGGGCUGCCUCACUUUACCCAAGAAGGAUUUUGAGGAGUCUCACUCCUUUAGCUUUCCUGCUUAAAGUGAGCUGAGGCUUCUCCAUGGAAACGUCUCAAAGCUACUCUGCUUUAUAAAAGGAGGAUGACUCUGGUGGUGAGAAUGACUCAUGGCCUUGUGUGCUCCUCUGGCCACAUACAAGUAUUGGUCACUUCAGACUUGGCCUGGGCUCACUCAGUGAGGAGCACUGCUGUGCUACCUAGUGCUCCUGUCACAGAGACUCCUGGCUUCUGUUCUGUGACUUUCCACCCUUCCCUUCUGCCCCCUGCCUAAUCAUAUGUGAAUGAGUGAUGCUAUUUCAUGUGAAUCUCAUGGUUUAAAACAGAAUAAAUAUUUUUCACAUUC
Onychomys torridus (southern grasshopper mouse) is the source of this 2710-nucleotide messenger RNA. RefSeq names its product RFT1 homolog (gene Rft1). Lineage: Eukaryota; Metazoa; Chordata; Mammalia; Rodentia; Cricetidae. Gene Ontology annotation, cellular component: endoplasmic reticulum membrane. Gene Ontology annotation, biological process: dolichol-linked oligosaccharide biosynthetic process; glycolipid translocation. The record is from RefSeq and is a predicted model, not a curated record.